Molecule: messenger RNA, 1791 nt
Organism: Drosophila willistoni
Lineage: Eukaryota; Metazoa; Arthropoda; Insecta; Diptera; Drosophilidae
Product: zinc finger protein 429
Exons: 2
Coding region: 286-1605 (439 amino acids)
Biological process (GO): regulation of transcription by RNA polymerase II
Molecular function (GO): DNA-binding transcription factor activity; RNA polymerase II cis-regulatory region sequence-specific DNA binding
Source: RefSeq, a predicted model, not a curated record
GGAGCGAAUUCGCAAUUUUGAUUGUUAUUGUUAAAAAAAAAGAAGCGAAAUAAACAAUAAUAUAUUUUACAAACUCUCCUUAAGAAAGGACACUAUUAAUAGUAAAAAGAUCAUCAAAUCGACAGAAUCAACGCAAAGGACACACGAACAUUACCUUAAGCAAACUCCCUUAAUGGCGAAUAGGGUACUCCACAAUAACAAAACAAGUCUCAAGAGUGAAAAGCAAUAAUAAUAAAACAAUAAUAAAUCUUGGCCACUUAGUGGCCAGAUAUCAUACUAAACAUCAUGUUAAAGCAGUGCCUAAUCAAUGGGAAUUAUAGGCAAUUGCAGGAACAGACCCAAAUGCGUCCGCCCAAAUGUGGAGAAAUCUUUUAUGAGCAAGAGGCGAACAGUUUUCAACUGAUUUGCUGCCUGUGCAACAUGAAACAUUUCGAAUUUGAGGACUUUCAAAGACACAUACGAAAUGUACAUUUUGAUAGACAGGGGAAACCCCUUACAUAUACCAUGACAGCUCUGGCUGAGACAGGGGAGUCCAAGAAACAAAAACAGGAGCCAUUGAGCCUGGAGGAAGAAGUUAUGCAGUAUGAUGCGCAUCAAGAACCGGACGACGACUAUGGACAAGAAAAUAAUGAUGAUGAUGAUGACGACGAAGAUGAUGUGAAACCAUUAAGGGUGCUAGCUUUGAGCCUAAGCAAGUCGUUGGAAGAGCAGCCCAUAAGUGAACCGGAAAUAGAUCAUGAUGAGGACGAUGAAGAGGAAUAUAAUGAUGAUGAUGACGAUGAUGUUGAUUAUGAAGAGGAAAAGCCGUCAGUAUUUAAGAGGCCACAACAAUCAAAAGACUUUAAUUGUGAGCAUUGCUCCCGGAAAUAUACAACCCAAAAAUAUUUGAACAUUCAUUUGAAGAUGAGUCAUCCACAUCCCAAGGCUUUCAAGUGCAGCGAUUGUGAUGCGAUUUUCGAUGUAGACCGUGCCCUGGAUUCGCAUCGUCGGAAAAUGCAUACGGAAUUUUCAUGCAAACUAUGCAACAAGAUCUUCAAGUCAUCUCGGACUCUUCUCCGACAUGUCCAGGGUCAUUCGGGUGUGCGUCAAUUCAAGUGUGACUUUGAGAAUUGUGAGAAAUCGUUUGUCAAUCAACAUAAUCUAACUUCCCAUCGACGUGUCCAUAGCAUGGAAAGGAACUACAUUUGUGAGCUAUGCGGCUAUCGUUCACGAUAUCGAGACGCCUUGGUUGUUCAUCGACGUUCCCAUACCGGCGAGAAACCCUUCAAGUGUCAGUCAUGUGACCGUGCCUUCGCCUCAAGAUCACUGCUCAACGAACAUCAGGCCAUGCAUUCCACCGAGCGUCCGUAUAAGUGCGACAAGUGCGAAGCAUCAUUUUCGCGACCCAAAGCCUUGUACCAUCAUAAGCAUUUACAUUUGGGUAUCAAGAAAUUCAAGUGCAAAAUCUGCGGUAAUGCAUAUGCUCAGGCAGCAGGACUAUCUGCCCAUAUGCGUGGACACAAAUUGCAGGCUGGAGCCAGUACAGGACCAUCCUUAUCGUCCGGACAUGGGCUAACUUCAGAUCCAUUACGUAACAUUAAUAUACCCUUGCAAAGGGUAUUAUAAAAUAGAAGCUCCCGAACACAAGAGACAUCUAUAACAUGUGCAAACUGAACUGCAAUAUAAGCAUUAAAUAUUUGGAAUUUUUGGUAUUUAGGAUUAUCAAUCAAUGAAGUAUUUUAUAAAUUUGUAUAAAGAAAACAUUCAGAAUAAGAAUUUUGUAAAUAUAGAGCAUCUACGAAUUGAAGCAUA